Molecule: messenger RNA, 4200 nt
Organism: Solea solea (common sole)
Lineage: Eukaryota; Metazoa; Chordata; Actinopteri; Pleuronectiformes; Soleidae
Gene: mctp2a
Product: multiple C2 domains, transmembrane 2a
Exons: 24
Coding region: 91-3501 (1136 amino acids)
Biological process (GO): regulation of neurotransmitter secretion
Cellular component (GO): synaptic vesicle membrane
Molecular function (GO): calcium ion binding
Source: RefSeq, a predicted model, not a curated record
UCAUGUGAGGAGGAGGAGGAGGAGGAGGAGGAGGACGACAGGCUACACCUGCCGCAGAGACCGUGCCCUGCCUUUCAACUGAGAGCCAAGAUGGGGUUCUUUCAUUGGGGCCUGAUCUCUUUAAGACACCAGCAAAUAUUGAACAAGACUCCAAACUCAGUCGUCAUCUGUUGCCGUGGUCGCCUCUCCGCUCCUUACUACAGUAUGUGUGUCUGUUGUCAUCAUGGAGGAACUGGGCAGGACCCAGCACCUGGCUACGACUGUUGCAUUCUCACAGUCAUUGAAACUCGUCUUGUGGGACUGGUAUGGCUGGUUUUGCCCAGUUUGGCCUCUCCACCAAUCGCUCGUCAUCCAAGUUGCGUUGAAACAGGAAAGUGCACUGAGGUGCCACUCAAGAUGGAAGUCAAGAAGAAGAACGUUUGGGAGAAUUUCCGUCUGAAAACAAAGUUGGUGAAUUUGAAGAAACGUGGAAAGAAGACACCGGAGAAGCAGGGGAAGAAGCUGACCUAUCGCCGCAGUAUUUCUGUCCCAGACCUGAGGUUCGUGCCAGGUGAAGCUGGAGGUCCACAGACUGCCUUCAUGUCAACAGACUCUGACCCCAUCUACUUUGGCAUCUCUCCUGGGCCGAGUGAUACUGAUUCGGUCACAAGCGGCUCAGUCACUGAUGGAAUGACUUUUACCAACAAACCAAACUCACAUCAACGUCCAGUAAUCCCAGCCAGGGUUUGCAGAGAUCCCACAACUGCAGCUUUGAACAGAAUGAGCGCACCAGCUGAGAUCAUGGAUGAUACAACACAGUUUAGUUCACAGAACAAGGUGAACGUCGCUCAAGAAGCUUUGUAUGCACAAGUUUAUAAAAAUCCAAGGCACAAUGUGCGUAAAUUUACUUUUGACCCUGUUCCCGUACAAGGACUUCCACCAAGACUGGACCUUAUAGAGAGAGUGAGUCUCUCAAGUGAAGACAACACUGAUGAGAGAGUCUCUUCAGGUUCUCUUGCUAUUGCAGCACUGGCCAGAGCAAGCUCACUUGGAGAGCAAGUCAGCCCGUACUUAACAAAGAAGAGCACGUCGCAUGAAAGGACUCCACCAGCAAUCAGAAAAACUCGUCCAAACAGUAUGCCUCCCACUUUAGAUAUUCUGGAGAGUGCAGAUGGCACCUCGCUGGACUCGGCCUGUGGCGCUCAGAGUGAGGAGCGAGUCAACCUGCCCUCUGUGACAGAAAUGGAGGAACUGGAGCGAGAAGCCCUCUCUGCCUUUUACAUUGGAGACUUGAGCACAGAAGAGGCUCUGCUAGAGGAGGCCCAGCGUGAGGAGGAGGAGGAGGUUCUGGACGAGAUGUCCAGUGAACCAUGUGACUUCUUUGACGAACAUCUGCAGGAUCCUUUAGAAAACCCUCAGGAAACGACAGCGGGGCCUGAAAUCCAAGCACUCCCGAUCCAGCGAUACCUCCUGAAUAUAAACCUGAAGCAGGGCAAGAACCUGGUCAUCAGGGACAAGCGAGCAGGCACGAGUGAUCCAUAUGUGAAGUUCAAACUGGAAGGGAAGCAGUUCUAUAAAAGCAAAGUGGUUUAUAAAAACCUGAACCCCCGGUGGAACGAGUCGUUCUCGCACCCUCUGCGGGAUAGAGAGCAUGUUGUGGAAGUUCGAGUCUAUGAUAAAAACCGGACCAGUGAUGACUUCAUGGGCUCCAGCUCUAUUUCCCUGAAAAAUCUUGAUUUGUACAGAACCUACGAGAUGGAGCUGCGUCUCGAUGAUCCAAAAAGUAAAGAGGAUGACAUGGGAGUCAUCGUUGCCGAAGUCUGCUUAAUGUUCAGAGAUGCCACCAUCAAAAGAAGCCCUAGAUGGCCGCCACGAAAGAAUAAGCAGCAGAACCAGGCAGCAGCACCAAUCCAGCGGGCAGCAGAUGUGCCGAAGAACCAGCCAAAGAACCAAAUGUGGACCGGGGUGUUCCGUAUCACCUUGGUGGAGGGACAGGACCUGCCACAGUACGGCGAUGGGGACAUUUACGUGCGCUUUCGCCUCGGUGAUCAGAAGUACAAGAGCAAGAACCUUUGCAUUCAGGCCAAUCCCCAGUGGAGAGAGCAGUUUGACUUCAAUCAGUUCGAAGAUAACCAGGAACCAAUGCAGGUGGAGUUGUGCUCAAAGAGAGGGAGAAAGGCUGAGGAAUCGUGGGGGAUGUUUGAAGUUGACCUAUCAAGGCUUUCACUUAAUGAGAGGCACCUCUACACUCAUGUGCUGGACCCAGGAAAGGGCAGACUGAUGUUUCUGGUCACCCUGAGACCCUGCUGGGGAGUUUCUAUCGCUGACAUGGAGGAGGCGCCCUUGGAGAAGCCUGAUGAAAAAGACACAGUCCAAAAAAAAUUUAGCUUGAAAAACUCUCACAAAUGUAUGGGGGAGGUUGGCUUCCUUCAGAUCAAGGUUAUAAAGGCCACUGAUCUACCCACAACAGACCUCAAUGGAAAAAGUAACGCCUUUUGUGUCAUUGAGCUCGGCAACUGCAAGCUUCAAACUCACACCGUCUACAAGACGGUCAAUCCUGAGUGGAGCAAAGCCUUUACUUUCCCAAUUAAGGACAUUCAUGAUGUGGUUGAGUUGACUGUCCUCGAUGAAAAUGGAGACAAAAACCCAAACUUCUUGGGGAAAGUGGCUAUUCCUUUACUGAGUGUCCAGAAUGGGCAGCAGAUGAGUAUGUUGUUGAAGAAGGAAGACUUGGGAAGUGCAUCCAAAGGAACAAUCGUGCUGAUGCUGGAGGUUAUCUAUAAUAAAGUCCGAGCUGGCAUCAGAACCUUCCAACCAAAGGAGACCAAAUUAAUGGAGGAGAACCUGAAGUUUUCCAAAAAGGUUCUUGCCCGGAAUAUAUGCCGGGUUCGAAAAAUCAGCACGGCAGUUCUGUACACGUUACAGUACAUUAAAAGCUGUUUUCAAUGGGAGAGCACACAACGGAGUCUAAUAGCCUUUCUGAUCUUCCUGGUGACAGUGUGGUACUGGGAGCUCUUCAUGCUGCCGCUUUUCCUACUUCUGCUCAUCGCGUGGAACUACUCUCAGCUCUCUGCAGGAAAGGCCAACGCCAACCAGGACCUGGUGAACAUGAGCAUGGGUGACGACGAGGAGGAAGACGAGAAGGAAUCUGCAAAAAAGGGUUUGAUGGAUAAGAUACAUAUGGUGCAGGAAGUAGUACUGGCUGUCCAGAAUGCUUUGGAGGAAAUUGCAAACAUUGGCGAGCGAAUGAAGAACAUAUUCAACUGGUCUGUUCCCUUCAUGUCAUGCCUGGCCUUCCUGGUGCUGUUUGUGUCAACAGUGCUGUUAUACUUCGUCCCGCUGCGGUAUCUUGUACUGAUAUGGGGCGUUAACAAAUUUACCAAGAAGCUGCGCAACCCAUAUACUAUUGACCAUAAUGAAAUACUGGAUUUCCUCAAGAGGGUGCCUUCUGAUGUUCAAAAGGUGCAGUACAGCGUGCUGAGAGCGCCCACCAGCCAAGGCCAGACACGGAGGAAAAAGUAGGCUCGGCUCGGCGGACACGCCGGAUGAAAGCCUGUUCUCCUGCAUGCGUGUGACGCAGUCUACCUGACAACAAUGCUGCAGUGCGAUCUGAGCCCGUGACCCCGUACACCCCACCAUACCACCCUAACUCUGCCCCCUGCUGCUGAGGGCCAGACAGCCGCACUCUGCCUCUCCCCCACUGACAGGGGUUGUGAACUGCAGCAGCGAGGAGGGAAGCACAUGGUGCUGUCAAUCACAAGCCCGGAGGUAAAGAAAAGAGCGACGCGACGCUCAGCCUUCAUCUUCGGAUUUUAUUUAGUAAAGGAAGGAAAAGUGUCGGGUUUGGUUUACCUUCAGCUUCUUCUGUUUUCACUUUGUUUUCUUAUUUUUGCUCAAACAGAAAAAUGUGCCUUUUAGGUAAAGUUUCUCUCUAUCCACAUUUUAAAGGAUAUUAUACAUGCAAUAAAUUUUCAGGGAGACUUUGAGAGCGUUCUUUUUACACAUUUGACAUAUUAUGGCAGUAAUGAAUUGUAUGAUUUCACUAUAUUUAUAUAUUUGUACAGUAUGUGUCUUUAAUGAAUGUAAAUCUCUGAUAAAUUUUUUUUAAUGUAAAGUUACAUGUUAGACAAAUCUAUAUGAAAUCUGGAGAGUUUAUUUUUUACUCAGCAUCACGUCUGCAUCAUCAAAUGAAGAUUUCCAAAUAAAGACUUUUGAUCAGUU